Triticum turgidum subsp. durum (durum wheat) is the source of this 2796-nucleotide messenger RNA. NCBI's taxonomy places the organism in Eukaryota, Viridiplantae, Streptophyta, Magnoliopsida, Poales, Poaceae. The record is from the annotation of a GenBank genome assembly.
AUGGAAUCCCGGUCGAUCAACCUUCGGGGCUUCGCCGGAAGCGCAGGAAAAAAUAUCAUGCAGGGGAUUGGGGGAUUCGUUUUCGGCAACGAGGCGUCCGAGUCCAAGGAAGAUAGCUACGUCGAGAGAUUCCUUGACCGCAUAAGCAACGGCACGAUGCCUGAUGAUAGGAGGUCUGCCAUGACUGAGCUACAGUCCCUCGUGGCGGAGAGCCGUUCGGCUCAGAUGUCUUUUGGAGCUAUGGGCUUCCCUGUCCUUCUCAACGUUUUGAAAGAAGACCGUGAGGAUGUUGAGCUCGUCAGAGGUGCCCUAGAAACCCUUGUGAGCGCGCUGACUCCUAUUGAGACGUCACAGGGACUGAAAACUGAGGUCCAACCGGCAUCAAUGAACUCUGAUUUGCUUUCUCGAGAAACAGACAAUAUUUCUCUUCUCUUGAGCUUACUGACAGAGGAGGAUUUCUAUGUGCGAUAUUACACAAUCCAGCUUUUAACAGCGUUACUUACAAACUCGUUGAAAAGGUGCCCAGAGGCAAUUCUAUUAAUUCCCCGUGGCAUAACAGUUUUAAUGGACAUGCUUAUGGACCGCGAGGUCAUAAGGAAUGAAGCACUAUUACUUCUUACUUAUCUGACCAGAGACGCAGAGGAAAUUCAAAAAAUUGUUGUAUUUGAGGGUGCAUUUGAGAAGUUGUUUAGCAUUAUUGGGGAGGAGGGAUUUUCUGAUGGAGGCGUCGUUGUUCAGGAUUGCCUUGAACUUUUAAAUAAUUUAAUACGGAACAAUGCGUCCAAUCAGAUGCUUUUGAAAGAGACAAUGGGCUUUGACCCAUUGAUAUCAAUACUAAAGAUUAGGAGAGGCAGUGCAUUCAAUUUUACCCAACAAAAGACGGUAAAUCUUCUCGGUGCCUUACAUACUGUCGAACUGCUUUUGAUGGGGGGCCCACCGGGUGAAACAGGUAAAGAUACUAGCAAGAUCACCAAUCAAACUGCACUAGCUCAGAGAAACAUUCUUGACCAUCUUCUAUUAUUGGGCGUUGAGAGUCAGUGGGCCCCUGUAGCUCUUCGCUGUACGGCAUUGCGGUGUAUUGGCAGCUUGGUACUAAGACAUCCUCAAAAUCUCGAUUCUCUUGCAAGCAAGCAAGUCGGGGAAGAACCUCAUGUUCAGCCUGCACUGAAUGCGAUCUUAGCUAUAAUCCUGCGAACCUCUGUAGCACAGGAAUUUGUUGCUGCUGAUUAUGUCUUCAAGUGUUUCUGCGAGACAAAUCCCAAUGGCCAGGCAUUAUUAGCAUCAACUAUUGCUCCACAUCCAAACCAAGGAACUGCUACCCAUGGUGCUUCUAGUGACAUGCCAUUUGGAAGUGCACUUCUGCAAGCUCUGGUGUCAAGUGAUGUUAAUGGAGAUAUGGAGGCAUGUUGCAGAGCAUCUAGUGUUCUUACUCACAUAAUCAAGGACAACUUGCAAUGCAAAGAUCGCGUAUUGCAAAUUCAGCUUGAAACACCUACGCCAUCCUUGGGACGCACCGAGCCUCUCUUGCAUCGGAUUGUUACGUGUUUAUCCUUUGCAGCUUUAGCAGGAGAGAAUGACCAAAGCAGUCAAUCAGAAGGAUCAUAUAUUCAGCCUGUUAUUCUCCGGCUACUCAUCACAUGGCUUGCGGACUGUGCAAAUGCUGUAAAUUGCCUUUUGGAAUCAGCGGUACACCUAAACUACAUAAUCGAGCUUGCUGCGAAUAAACGUUUCACCGGUUGCGUCCGUGGAUUAGCUGCUGUUGUUUUAGGUGCUUGUGUCCUCAAUAAUGCAAGCCGUGAGAAGGGCCGAGAUGCCUUUGCUGUUGCAGAUGCUAUAAGCCAAAAGAUUGGCCUUACUACAUACUUUUUGAGGUUCGAUGAGCUGCGGAAAAGCUUUCUUCACCUACCAUCAGGGCAGCAGAACCACAAGCAGCUUUCACGGUCAAGUGCAAACAGUAUGUCUGAUUUCCAAGAGAUUGAAGAGGAGGAAACAAAUAAAGGCGAUCAACAUCCAGUCCUUUCGGAAAUUUUUGAUUCACAAUUCGUUAGUUUACUCAGUAAGCUUGAGACUGAUAUUAGAGAAUGUAUAAUGGAUCUCUUCAGUCGAACAAAAACUGCAACUGCAGUUCUACCUGUUGAGUUGGAGCAGAAGAACGGGGAGGUUGACGGAGAGUAUAUCAAGCGGUUGAAGUCAUUUGUAGAGAGACAGUGCAACGAGAUGCAGGACUUGCUAGGCCGAAAUGCAAUCUUAGCAGAAGAUCUAGUGAGAACUGGUGGUGGCAGCACUUCAGAUUCUUCUGAGAAACCGAGCAGUGGCCGAGAAAGGGUCCAAAUUGAAGCCCUGAGACAAGAACUGGAGGGCACAGCACGGCGAAUAGAGGUGCUCAGAACUGAAAAAGCUCAGAUCGAAGCCGAAGCUAGCAACCAACGAAAUCUUGCAGUAAAACUUGAAUCUGAUCUCAAGAGCUUGGCAGAUGCUUACAACAGUCUUGAGCAGUCCAACUACCGCCUUGAUGCUGAGGUGAAAACCUUGAGGCAGGGAGGCAGUGCUCCCUAUCCGGACAUAGAAGCAAUAAAAGCGCAAGCCAAGGAAGAGGCAGAGAAGGAAAGUGAGGUGGAACUGAACGAUCUACUCGUCUGCCUGGGACAGGAGCAAAGUAAAGUUGAGAAGCUGAGUGCAAGGCUGGCAGAGCUCGGUGAGGACGUGGACACCCUGCUGCAAGGUAUCGGCGAUGAUGCUGCCUUGCCAGAUGACGAUGAUGAUGAUGACGACGAUGAAGACGACGAUGAAAAGUAA